This is a messenger RNA of Durotheca rogersii, 1938 nucleotides long. RefSeq names its product high-affinity nicotinic acid transporter. Gene Ontology annotation, cellular component: membrane. The coding region runs from base 117 to 1739 and encodes 540 amino acids. The transcript is spliced from 7 exons. NCBI's taxonomy places the organism in Eukaryota, Fungi, Ascomycota, Sordariomycetes, Xylariales, Xylariaceae. The record is from RefSeq and is a predicted model, not a curated record. Gene Ontology annotation, molecular function: transmembrane transporter activity. Gene Ontology annotation, biological process: transmembrane transport.
GGCCGAAAAGCCGCCGGACCGCGAAUCUUGCUAUAAUUAUUGAGUUGUCGCGGCUCUACGAGACCCAAUGGCCGCAAUGUGCAAUUUGCGAGGUCGCAUUUUUGUGAGGCUCCAGCAUGACUUCCUCUUCGGCAUCUGUGGCGGACGUCGCCGCGAGCGAAGAUGCAACCCCGAAGGCCGGAAGGGAUGCCCACGCGACAAUUGCCCGAGCCGGCGAGGCGAGCCUGCGUGACGACGCGGAGGCGAAGUCGAGGUUCCUGGCGACCUUUUCCGCCGAAGAGGAACGGAGCAUCAUGAAGAAGGUGGACCAGCACUUCUUCGUGCUCAUCGGCCUCAUGUACAUGAUCAAACAGAUCGACGUCAACAAUGCAGCCAAUGUCAAGGUCCUGCAAGUUGGCGAGCCGACUAAUAUCAUCGCCGAGUUGAACAUGACGGCAGACCAGUAUAACUGGGUGCAAUCCAUCUACGGCAUCGCCUACAUUCUCUUCGAGGCGCCCAGCAACCUGAUCCUGAAGAAGAUGAGCCCGCACGCGUGGCAAGCUCGGAUCUUUUUGUGCUGGGGCAUCAUCGUCGCCGGCCACGCUGCGGUCCAAAAUCGCCACGCGCUAUACGCGCUGCGAUUUCUCCUCGGCAUGUUCGAGGCUGGGAUGUUCCCCGGGGUCAUGGCACAGCUGUCGGCCUGGUACCGGACCGACGAGAUGGGCAAGCCGGUGGCUUGGUUCUUCACCAUCCAAACGUUUUCCAACAUCGUCGGGUCUCUGCUCUGCUACGGCAUCAGCUACAUGAACGGGGCGCGGGGCCUCAGUGCGUGGCGCUGGGUUUACCUCAUCGAGGGGGUCAUCACCAUCUUCUUCGCUGGCGCCGUCUUCGCCCUCUUGCCAGACUACCCCAAGUCGCCGAGGAGCAACCGGUGGCUUACCGAGCGAGAACAGGAGUUCAUCGAGGUGCGGCUGCCGGAGCACGCCCCGAUGACGAGCGACCCGUUCUUCUCCAAGAAGGAAGUAAUCGCGACGCUCAAGUCGCCCCUUAUCUGGUCGUUCAUGCUCUCGCAGAUGCUGGUCAACUUUGGGAAUUACGCGUUGACUUGGUAUCUCCCAACCAUUGUCACGAACCUGGGCUUCGCAACGCUUCCGAAGAAUCAGCUCCUCAACAUCCCCCCGGCCGUGGCGGCGAUCAUCGCGCUCAUCUUCUCGGCGUGGUUUAUCAGCAAGGCCUACAUCGUGCGGCCGCUUUACAUCAUGUUCAUCCUGACGGGGAUGGUGAUCUGCUUCGUGCUGUUCUUCACGAUCAGCUCGCGGGUGGGGCUGUACGUGGCGUGCAUCCUGGGGACGAUGUUCACGCAGGCGUACUUCAUCCCGUUCUGGGCGUGGCGGUCGGCGACGCUGCGGGGGUCGACGGGGACGGCGUUCGCGCUGGGGCUGCAGAACGCGGUGGGGCAGGUGGGCACGGUGACGGCGCCGCAGCUGUUCCAGCAGCGCUGGGCGGCGAGCGGCUACAAGCCGUCGUUCGCCAUCGCGGCCGGCGGCACCGUGGCCGCGUUCGUGGCCAACCUCGGCACGUGGUGGCUCACGCGCGCGACCGAGCGCGACGUCCGCCGCGUCCGCCGCCUCAUCCGCGCCGCCCGCCGCGACGGCCGCGUCUUCCACGGGCCCGACGUCGCCGCCCGCGAGGACCCCCGGCUGUUCGGCCGCGCGCCCAAGCGUGGCGGCGACGAGGAUGUUCGCGUCAUCGAGGUGUAGACGCGGGCGCACGACGGGCGGGGCGGCCGGGAAAGAGGGUCGGGGCGUCAGACCGAGCCUGGUACCGUUACCUAACUCGUCCGACUGAAUGAAAGCCGCGGUGUUGUAACUACCGCAGUGCGCCGAGAAGAAUUGUGUACAAGAACAGGUGCCGCACAUGUUUAGCUGUAUGAGGCACAAGUGACGAUACCCCGCUAUA